AUGCGGCCGCAGCUGUUUCGUGCGGCCGCCCGGUCUCUCCGGGUGCCCCGAGCCCGGCCUUUCGCAACGACAGCCCCUCGCGCGGCCGAGGUGGAACUCACCAUUGAUGGCAAGAAGGUUUCGGUUGAAGCCGGGUCGGCUCUCAUCCAGGCAUGCGAACAAGCCGGUGCCACUGUCCCCAGAUAUUGUUACCAUGAAAAACUAUUGAUUGCAGGAAACUGCCGAAUGUGUCUUGUCGAAGUCGAGCGAGCCCCGAAGCCCGUGGCAUCAUGCGCCUGGCCGGUCCAACCCGGCAUGGUGGUGAAGACGAACUCGCCGCUGGUUCACAAGGCUAGGGAGGGUGUGAUGGAGUUCCUUCUCGCCAACCACCCUCUUGAUUGCCCUGUCUGCGAUCAAGGAGGAGAGUGUGAUCUCCAGGACCAGUCCAUGCGUUACGGUGCCGAUCGUGGCCGUUUCCACGAGGUCAGUGGUAAGCGCGCGGUAGAGGACAAGAACAUUGGUCCCCUGGUGAAAACUUCGAUGAACCGAUGCAUUCAAUGCACUCGCUGUGUUCGAUUUAUGAACGACGUUGCCGGUGCUCCUGAAUUGGGAACCAGCGGACGUGGAAACGAUAUGCAGAUUGGAACUUAUCUGGAGCAAAGCCUUGACUCGGAAUUGUCAGGAAACAUCAUCGAUCUCUGCCCCGUCGGUGCUCUGACAUCUAAGCCUUACGCUUUCCGUGCUCGCCCCUGGGAGCUAAAGCACACCGAAUCUAUCGACGUCCUGGACGCCCUUGGUUCUAACAUUCGGAUUGAUAGUCGCGGUAUGGAGGUGAUGCGAAUCAUCCCGAGACUGAACGAUGACAUCAACGAGGAAUGGAUUAAUGACAAAUCACGAUUUGCGUGCGAUGGACUGAAGACUCAGCGACUCACCACUCCUCUGAUUCGCCGCGAGGGCAAAUUUGUUCCUGCUACUUGGGAACAGGCCCUAGUAGAAAUCUCAUCGGCUCAACAGAAACUUCAGCUCCAGCCUAAUGAGUUCAAGGCUGUUGCUGGACACCUUGUCGACACCGAAUCACUUGUCGCGAUGAAAGACAUGGCUAACAAGUUGGGCUCCGACAACCUUGCCCUCGAUCAGCCUGGCGGCAGCGCCCCCAUUGCGCACGGUAUCGAUGUUCGCUCGAACUACCUAUUUAACUCGAAGAUUUAUGGUAUUGAGGAGGCUGAUGCCAUUCUGCUGGUCGCCACCAACCCCCGUCAUGAGGCUUCCGUUCUCAAUGCUCGGAUCCGUAAGCAGUAUUUGCGCUCGGAUCUGGAGGUUGGCCUCGUCGGCGAGGAGUUUGAAAGCACCUUCGACUAUAAUCACUUGGGUGCCGACCUGUCCGCUCUGAAGGCUGCACUGUCUGGUGAGUUUGGCAAGAAGCUUGGCUCUGCCAAACGACCCAUGAUUGUCGUUGGCAGUGCCGCUGUCGAGCACCCCGAUGCCAAGGCCAUCUUUGAGGCUGUAGGUAGCUUUGUUGAGAAGCAUACCGGUAGCUUCAACAACCCAGAAUGGCAAGGCUACAAUGUCCUGCAGCGCGCGGCGUCUCGCGCCGGAGCUUACGAAGUGGGCUUCACUGCCCCAUCCCUUGAGGUCGCCCAGACCACCCCGAAGAUGGUCUGGCUCUUGGGCGCCGACGAGAUUGCGCAAAGUGAAAUCCCUAAGGAUGCAUUUGUCAUCUACCAGGGUCACCACGGUGAUCGGGGUGCUCAGUUGGCAGACGUCGUCCUACCUGGUGCAGCCUACACCGAAAAGUCUGCCACCUAUGUCAACACCGAAGGCCGUGUGCAAGUAACCCGUGCGGCUACAUCAUUGCCCGGAGCCGCUCGCGACGAUUGGAAGAUUAUCCGCGCCACUAGCGAGUUCCUUGGUGUUCCGCUCCCCUACGAUGACAUUGAGGCUCUUCGUGACCGCAUGGAAGAGAUCAGCCCCGUGAUGCGCCGCUACGACGUUGUUGAACCCACCUCCGUCAGUGCCUUGAGCAAGGUACAGCUGGCUGAUCAGAACAAGGGUUCAUCAACCACCGGUGCUCCCUUCAAGAAGGUCAUUGAGGACUUCUUCUUCACUGACGCCAUCUCCCGAAGCUCACCUACCAUGGCCCGCUGUUCGGCUUCGAAGGCCACCGGUAACGCGGAAACCAACUUUAUGGCCGCAGGCGAAAUGUCUCCCCAGGCAUUGUACGGCUAA
Molecule: messenger RNA, 2205 nt
Organism: Penicillium verhagenii
Lineage: Eukaryota; Fungi; Ascomycota; Eurotiomycetes; Eurotiales; Aspergillaceae
Product: putative NADH-ubiquinone oxidoreductase, subunit G
Exons: 7
Coding region: 1-2205 (734 amino acids)
Biological process (GO): ATP synthesis coupled electron transport
Cellular component (GO): membrane
Molecular function (GO): NADH dehydrogenase (ubiquinone) activity; iron-sulfur cluster binding
Source: RefSeq, a predicted model, not a curated record